Molecule: messenger RNA, 306 nt
Organism: Caenorhabditis remanei
Lineage: Eukaryota; Metazoa; Nematoda; Chromadorea; Rhabditida; Rhabditidae
Exons: 3
Coding region: 1-306 (101 amino acids)
Source: RefSeq, a predicted model, not a curated record
AUGUCGUCGCGCACUCUAUCAAUUGCCGUCGUUUUCAUCAUUGCAGCGCUUCUUGUAUCUGACAUCGAGGCAAGAUUCAAACGUCAAACAUAUCAAUAUGACCCAUAUCUCAUGUCAUUUGCUCAUCCACACCCAGGAACUAAAGUCACACAAGGAUAUCUAGCUAGAUAUGCACCACAAGACUGGCCAAAAUGGUACUCUCGGAACAUGAUGAAGUGGACUGGAGAAUCGAGAUUCUCGCCGUACGACAAGUCUGAUGCAAGAUACCCAAACUGGCAUAAUGAGUUCGCUAAUAGACGAGUGUAA